GUCAUCGACCCCGACAUGGUGGCCUUGUUCGAGGAGUUCCUGGGGAAAGAGGAGUCGGAGGAGAUGACGGUGUCCUCGGCGGAGAAGCGGCCCCUGGCGCAGCCCUACCACUACGUGAUGCGGGACACGGAGCAGAAGGGGCUCUGCCUGCACAACGGGCACCUGGUGGCCACCAGCCUGCAGGGUGCCAACGCCGCCCAGGAAGAACCCAUCAGCGUGGUGCCCAACCGGCACCUGGAGCGCCGGCGCUGUCCCCUCAUCGUGGGCAUCCGGGGGGGCACCCAAGCCCUCUCCUGCGGCACCGGCCCCGAGCCCCAGCUGAAGCUGGAGGAGGUGGGGCUGCUGGACCUGUUCUCGCGGGGGGCGGAGGCCACCCCCUACACCUUCUACAAGACCUUCGGUGGCUCCACGCACACCUUCGAGGCGGCCGCCUUCCCCGGCCGCUUCCUCAGCACCGCCCCGGGGCCGGGGGAGGCACUGGCCCUGGCCCCCCCGCCCGCCGUCACCGCCUUCUACCUGCGUCGCAAGUGA
Gavia stellata (red-throated loon) is the source of this 531-nucleotide messenger RNA. Its product is annotated as interleukin-36 receptor antagonist protein-like. Bases 16 to 531 code for a protein of 171 amino acids. Gene Ontology annotation, molecular function: cytokine activity; interleukin-1 receptor binding. NCBI's taxonomy places the organism in Eukaryota, Metazoa, Chordata, Aves, Gaviiformes, Gaviidae. Gene Ontology annotation, biological process: inflammatory response to antigenic stimulus; cellular response to lipopolysaccharide; cytokine-mediated signaling pathway. The transcript has 4 exons. The record is from RefSeq and is a predicted model, not a curated record.